AUGAGGGAGCAACCCGCGUCCACGGCAGCAUCCGACGUUAGCCAAUUGGACACAAAAGCCAGAUCAAUCGUCGACCAGGCAAGACUCACAGACUUUCGCGACAAAUUCCUGAGCCGAUAUCCUUCUUCACUCCGCAGCGCGGCGCAAGUCGCGUUGGGCCUCUUUGAGGUGCCGGCGAAUGAGGAGGGAUCUAGCACCUACAUGGAGCUGAAGGAAGCUGAUGCCUCCAAUUGGGCGGAAAGAGCCAUGUAUGAUCGGCUGCGAUCAGAAGAACGGGACCGUGUGGACCGCCUCAUGGACAACUGCGCCACGGACGCCGAGCUUUGGGAUCUUAUGGAGCGCGAAGUAUUUUCACUGCCAGAAAGGCUUGGAAUUGUCCAGCAAGCUGCGGCAACCGCGCCAAAGAAAAAGAAGAAGAGCACCAAGGCAAAGGGGAAGUCUGUGGUCGGGGGAUCGGUAGAGGAUCUCGCAACGCAACCUGAAUCUAAACCUGACCGACGCCUGAUGGAUGUCCACGGGCGACUCUACCCACAUUUCCUAUACAACGGCCUGAAACUUUUGGACACAAAGUUCAAGCGUUCAUCGCCAUACGCUUUCAAAAUUCUCCCUCGCGUGAAGGAAUUGGGCCUGCCAUCAUACGUCCUCGGUGUGUCAACCUCCUUCUACUCUAGACUCGCGUCGCUGUACUGGACCAGGUUUGGAGACUCGAAUGCGGCUUUAAGCGUGCUUCAAGAGAUGCUGUCGUCUGGUCUUUAUGCGAACGAUGAGUCGAUGGAAGUUGUGGACAGUAUUCGCGACCAUCUACAUGGGUGUACUUGGGGCGCACAGGGGCCGUUCGUGAUGGCCAUGAUGGAGUCUUCGCCAUAUGACGCGAGUCUAUCACAGCGACUCGACAAUAUGCAGCGUUACAUCCACACCUCGAUCGAUCAAGAGAAACAAGACGGCGCAUGA
Molecule: messenger RNA, 951 nt
Organism: Cordyceps fumosorosea ARSEF 2679
Lineage: Eukaryota; Fungi; Ascomycota; Sordariomycetes; Hypocreales; Cordycipitaceae
Exons: 1
Coding region: 1-951 (316 amino acids)
Cellular component (GO): mitochondrion
Source: RefSeq, a predicted model, not a curated record